GAGUGACAGGAAAUUCCACCAUUCACUGUGGGACCUGGGAGAGCUCAGUGGUCGGGAUUCCGGGGUGGAGGACAGUCGCUUCUCUCGGAGGACCUGAAAACUCCCGGUAGCCACAGGUGCCACGUGGGGUGUCCUGGCAAAGUCACCAGUCAGCAGCGCAGCGGCGGGAACCGCAGCCCGGCGGCCCUGGAACCUCCCAGGAGGAAUUGGAAUGCCUCAACCCUGCUCACAGGGCUCUUUACAAAGAUCUCCUGUUGGCAAAGUACAACAGUCUGGUUUCUGUGGGUCUCCCCAGUGCUCAGCCAGAUCUGCUCACCUGCGAAUCAGAACAAUGAGCCCUAGAUGGAGAAGAGAGAAGAGACAGUAGCAAAGGAUCCUGCUUUUUACUUUUGACACCUUGAUGUGAAAUGUCAAAAAGAGUUCCAGUCUUUGUUCCUAAGAACCUCAGAGAAGAGCAAGAGGAAGAAUGGAUGAUUCUCCUGUAGAUGCACCCCAGAAUUGUACCUGUGCCAUGGGAUCUCAACUGAGCAUCUUAGAAUAAAGUCAGCUGUAGCCCAGCUGCAGACAAGAUUGAUCCAGUGUCCUUAUUUGAGCAAGGUCGACAGAGUUUUGCUCAUGAUGACUUUUCCAUCCGAGGUGCAACAUUGUGAUCCUGUUUGAUAUCAACAAAGCCUUCAGUAAGGUAUACUCCUGCAUCUAGAACUCCAAUGUAUAUCUUAUAUGCCUUCAAAGUUUGCUGAUUGUAAGCCUAUUAUGUCAUCCUGUUUUCACAGAGAUAGAAAAUACAACAGAGUAUUCUAGACUGUAUCUUUUAUUAAAAUUAACUUUCACAUUCACUUUAUUUGCCUGAAUGUAUGCAUGAGUAUUAUAUGUGCAUCCUUCCUGCAGAGUUCAUAAAAGAGCAUUAGAUCCAAUGGAACAUGAGUUAUAAUCUAUUAUGUAGUGCUGUGUGGGUUCUGGGAACAAAACUUGGGUCCUCCAGAAGAGCCACCCAUGCUCUUCACUUCUGAACCAUCUCUGCAGCACUGUUAGAAAACUUUUGUCUUUGAGUGUCAUGCCUCAUCAAUAUCAUGAAAGUGUCUCUAAUUCCUUACGUCUCUUUUACCUAGGAAAGCAUUUUGUCAACAGCACAUGGUAAAUGUGUAAUUUUCCAUUACAGGGUCUGUUGACGUUCAGGAAUGUGGCUGUGGACUUUUCCCCAGAGGAGUGGGAAUGUCUGGACUCCUCUCAAAGGUCUCUGUAUAUGGAUGUAAUGUGGGAGAAUUACAGCAAUCUAGUUUUUGUAGAGAACCAUUGCAUAUGUGGUAAAUAUGAGAAGGUCUUGGAUCAAGACUCAAAGCACAUUGUCCGUGAGGAUGUAAAUAUCCAAGAAAAGUCUUACAAAUGUUGUGAGCUUGGGAAAACGAUUCAUGAAUCCUCCCAGGGUAUACCGUAUAACACAAGUGAUACUACAGAAAACUUCAAGGAGUACAGAAAUGGUAACCACAGUGAUGCCUCUAUUGAAUCAUCAGACCCAAGGAGACAUGAAAGUGGGAACACUGCAGAAGAACAAUAUAAAUAUAAAGAUUAUGGGGAGUGUUUAAAUUUGUGCCCCAUCAUUAGCCAAUAUCAGCAAAUCCACACUGGAAAGAAAGAACACAAAAAUAGAGAGUAUGAUGAAUUUUUUGACUCUAAACAUAAACUAAAGAUGAAACAAAUCCACAGUGGAGAGAAACCAUACCAAUGCAGGAAAUGUGGAAAAUGUUUCAGAACCUAUUUGAGCCUCAGUAGACAUCACAGAAUUCAUCCUGGAGAGAAACACUAUAAAUUUACAGAAUGUAAUAAAUCUUUUCUGUAUUUGUCACACCACAAAGUACAUUACAGCAUCCAUUAUGGAGAAAAACCCUACAAAUGUACAGAAUGUGGUAAGUGCUUUUAUCGUUCAUUGGGUUUUAAAAGACGUUACAGAAUCCACACUGGAGAGGAGACUUACAAAUGUAGUGAUUGUAGAAAACCCUUUACCUGCUGCUUAGGUCUUAGAAAACAUCAGAAUAUUAAUGGAGGAGAGAAGCCUUAUGAAUGUAAACAAUGUAGUAAGUCCUUCUAUACAUUGUCACACCUUGAGUACCAUUAUAGAACCCACAAUGCAAAGAAACUUUACAGAUGUAAUGAAUGUGGAAAAUCCCUCUCCACCUCCUCAGGUCUUCAAAGACAUCAACGAAUUCAUACAGGAGAGAAAGCUUACAUAUGUGGUGAAUGUGACAAAUGCUUUAUCCAGAAAUCUCAACUUAAAACACACCAAAGAAUUCACACAGGAGAGAAAACUUACAAAUGUAGUGAAUGUGAGAAAUCCUUUACUGUGGGCUCAUCUCUUAGAAUACAUCAAAGAAUUCACACAGGAGAGAAACCUUACAAAUGCGGUGAAUGUCACAAAUGCUUUAUCCAGCAAGCCCACCUUAGAAGACAUCAAAAAACUCAUACAGGAGAGAAACCUUACAAAUGUAGUGAAUGUGAGAAAUCGUUUACUGUUGGCUCAGAUCUUAGAAUGCAUCAGAAAAUUCAUACUGGAGAAAAACCUUACAAAUGUAGUGAAUGUGACAAAUGUUUUAUUCAGAAAGCCAAACUUAAAAAACAUCAGCGAAUUCAUACAGGAGAGAAACCUUACAAAUGUAGUGAAUGUGACAAGUCCUUUACUGUUGGCUCAGAUCUUAGAACACAUCAAAAAAUUCAUACUGGAGAAAAACCUUACAAAUGCAGUGAAUGUGACAAAUGCUUUAUCCGGAAAGCCAACCUUAGAAGACACCAGAGAAUUCAUACAGGAGAGAAACCUUACAAAUGUAAUGAAUGUGAGAAAUGCUUUAUCCAGAAAGCCAAUCUUAGAACUCAUCAGAGAAUUCAUACAGGAGAAAAACCUUACAAAUGUAGCGAAUGUGGGAAAUCCUUUACCGUUGGCUCAGAUCUUAGGAAGCAUCAGAAAUGUCAUACUGGAGAAAAACCUUACAAAUGCAGUGAAUGUGACAAAUGUUUUAUCCGGAAAGCCCACCUUAGAAGACAUCAAAGAAUUCACACAGGAGAGAAACCUUACAAAUGCAGUGAAUGUGAAAAAUGCUUUAUCCAGAAAGCCAAUCUUAGAACACAUCAGAAAAUCCAUACAGGAGAGAAACCAUAUAAAUGUAGUUACUGUGAUAAAUGCUUUAUCCAGAAAGACCAUCUUAGAACACAUCAGAGACUUCAUACAGGUGAGAAACCUUACAAAUGCAGUGAAUGUGAGAAAUCUUUUACUGGUGGCUCAGUUCUUAGAAAACAUCAGAAAAUUCAUACUGGAAGAAAUCUUACCAAUGCAGUGAAUUUGACUAAUCCCUUAUCCAGGAAGCCCACCCUAGAACUCAUCAAAGAAUUGAUACAGGAGAGAACGCUUAUAAAUGCAAUGUAUAUGGCAAACUCCUUACCUGUCCCUCAGGUCUAAGAAAAUAUCAGAAAAUACCUACUAAAGGCAAAAGUUUACAUACUAAGUAAUAUGGCAUAUGCUUUAUCAAAGCUCUGUCCUUAUGGACCACCACAGGAUCCACACUAGGGAAUCAUGUACUUGAGAAAUGUGUGAAAACCUUUGAGUAAUUUUUGAAUCUGAAAAAAAGAAAAAUGUCCAGACUUUAUACUAAGGAAAAAUUCUGCAAAUGUGACAUUGUAGGAAAAUUUUCAUUAAGACGUUUUACCUUCUCAACUUCAAAUGUUUCAUAAUGAAUACAAAAUGGAGAAGCCUGAAGAAUGUGCUGUUGUGUAACAGUUUUGUGGAGACAAGCAUUCCAUCCUGUAGGGAAGCUAAAUAAGACAGGAAAUAAACCAUUCAAAAUAGCUUCCAGAACUGAAACUGUCAAGAUUCACUAUGCUUGAAGAAACUUAUACCAGUCUUGCUGCUUAGAAGAGGCUUUGAUGAAUUGAGCCAUUAAAAUACAUUGUCCUUUAACAUGUAGAUAUAUCUGCAGGUGUGUAGUAUGCUAUGGGUGUCCAGUAUUCAAAAGCUGUAUUUCAUGCUGACUUGGAGUUUCAUGAUGACAACUGUCUUUAUGUAACUUUUGCUCUUGUAAGCAACUCCAGUCUCGUAUUUAUAUAAGUAACCCCAAUAAAGCCCAUUGGUUCAACAAGUUGGA
Peromyscus californicus insignis is the source of this 4127-nucleotide messenger RNA. Its product is annotated as zinc finger protein 420-like. Gene Ontology annotation, biological process: regulation of DNA-templated transcription. The transcript is spliced from 6 exons. The coding region runs from base 1139 to 3445 and encodes 768 amino acids. NCBI's taxonomy places the organism in Eukaryota, Metazoa, Chordata, Mammalia, Rodentia, Cricetidae. The record is from RefSeq and is a predicted model, not a curated record.